AUGGAAUGGCUAAAUGUGUUAGAAAUUAAUGAUAUUAUACAUAAAUUAAAAGCAACGUAUAUUGUAAAGGAACAUGCAAAAAGUGAAAAUGAAUUGAUGUCUCAUUUAUGGAGUAAUGAAAAUAUAAUGACAUUGGUGUAUGGAUGGUUGGAGAGUCGUUAUGAGAACAAAGAAUCCAAAUCUAUUGCCAAAGCACAAAAAUUUAAGGCAAUGGGAAAUAAAGAAUUUCAAGCAAAAAAUUUUACUGAAAGUAUACAAUUCUACACAAAAUGUUUACAACAUGCUCCAGCAAACAGUAAUGAACUGCCAAUUGCAAUUGCAAAUAGAUCUGCUUCUUUAUUUUAUUUAAAUAGAUAUGAUGACUGCAUAAAAGAUAUUGAAUUAGCAAUUAAGUUAAAUUAUCCUAAAGAAUUACAUUAUAAAUUAUAUUUACGUGCAGUGCAAUGUUAUUUGAAAUUAGGCAAACAGCAUUUAGCUGAAAAAAUGCUUUCUAAAAUACAUGAAAUAAUUCAUGAUCCUGAUUAUAUUGCACCUUCUAUGAGAGGUAGCAUUGAAAAAAAAAUAAGUGAAGUAUCAUUAACUAAACCAUGUACACAAAAUGUUGCACAAAGUGUUACAGAUUUAUUGAAAUUAAAAUCUCAAAUUGGAUUUAAAGAAAAUAUUAAUUUUCCACAUGCAUCAAUAACUAUAAAUAAAAAAUGCAAUAAAGAAUUAGGGAGAUAUGUAGUAGCAAACGAAUUUAUUAAAAAAGGUGAUAUUCUUUUUUUAGAAAAACCUGCAGCUUUUGUGUUACUAAAUCAUGAUUCAUUAAAUGAAUUGUGCCAAAAUUGUAACUGUUCAAACAGAGACAUUCCUAUUUCAUGUCCAACAUGCUUAAAUACUUUUUACUGCAACGAAAAAUGUUUAACUGAAGCAUGGCCUUCUUACCACUGCUGGGAAUGUCCAGGAAGUCAAAUGAAACUUUGGGAAGGAAUUGGAAUGGGGCAUUUAGCUUUAAAAGUUUUAUUGACUUGUGCUACUACAACAGACAUAACUAAAUUUAAUGAAAUACAAAAUUUAAUAACUAAUUUUGAUAAGCUACCCAUGGAUGAUUUAACAACAUAUGGAAUUACAGCUAUUAUGCUUACUAUUUACUUAUUGGAAUAUACUAAUUUCUUUAAAAUAAAUAAUCUUAAAGAAUGUUUAGUAAACAAAUUUUUGGAUAAUUCCUUCAACUCGAGUUUUAAUAUUUUAACUGACAAUGAUAAACAACUUUAUGUAAGUUCUUUACUUUUACGAUAUAUUCUUCAACUUAUUGGUAAUGGACAUGCAAUUUCAACAUCAAGUACACUCAUCAAGUACAUGAAAGAAGAUUGUCAAAAUAUUGUAGCUACAGGAAUUUAUCCUUCCGCAAGUAUGACGAACCACUCUUGCGACCCCAAUGCAACCCAACUCUUUGUGGAUCAAUAUCUUAUUGUUAAAGCUUCUAGAGAUAUUGCAAAACAUGAAGAAAUUUUCAAUUGUUAUGGUCCACAUUAUAGAUAUAUGAAAACAAACGAGAGACAAACAAUUUUAAAAAGUCAAUAUUGCUUUAUAUGUAAGUGUAAGCCUUGCACUCUACCAAGGUUACGAUAUUUUUUGGAAAGUUUUGGUGCUAUAAAAUGUCUAAAAUGUAAUGGUGCAUUACAUAGUAUUAACGAUUCUACCUAUUGUUUAGAUUGUAAUGACAAAUCCCAAAUUUAUCCUUUAAAUAAAGUAGUACAGGCCAUUAAACUUUAUAAUGCAGCACAAGAUUGUGUUAAUUCAGGAAGAACAGAAGAAGCAUUAGAUGAAUUAAAAAAAUGUCGACAAUGGGUAGAUUGUAUAAUAUGCUUGGAAAAUACACUUCCAGCAAUUACAAAAAGAUUUGGAUCCUCUAGUAGAGACCUCCUUUACCAAUUGAAUGAUCUCAUAGAUGUAAGCUUCAUAUAUUUAGAAAAGGAACCAAAUACCACCACAGACACAUACAAAAAUAGACUAAAAAGAACUGAAAAAUAUUUAAAACAAAUAGAAGAAAUGGUAAAUUUACAUUUUGGAUCAUGGAGCAGAGCAUAUAAAGAUGUAAAAAUAAAACAAGAA
This is a messenger RNA of Habropoda laboriosa, 2097 nucleotides long. Its product is annotated as SET and MYND domain-containing protein 4-like. The record is from RefSeq and is a predicted model, not a curated record. The annotation marks the transcript as partial. Gene Ontology annotation, molecular function: protein binding. NCBI's taxonomy places the organism in Eukaryota, Metazoa, Arthropoda, Insecta, Hymenoptera, Apidae. The transcript is spliced from 11 exons.